Molecule: messenger RNA, 2338 nt
Organism: Magallana angulata
Lineage: Eukaryota; Metazoa; Mollusca; Bivalvia; Ostreida; Ostreidae
Product: galanin receptor type 1-like
Exons: 7
Coding region: 907-2235 (442 amino acids)
Biological process (GO): G protein-coupled receptor signaling pathway
Cellular component (GO): membrane
Molecular function (GO): peptide binding; G protein-coupled receptor activity
Source: RefSeq, a predicted model, not a curated record
CUAAAUAAAAAAAAAAGUUAUAGGUUUUUGACCUCAUGGAAAUUCCAAAACACAGAUAGUGUGUGACGCUGUAUACAGAAUGUUGUAUAGUGAACUGUAGGAUAGUACGUGUGCUACCGAGGACUCGCAAUACCCACACAAUAUACAGACAGAACCCACUGCUUCAUGCGAUAGAUCAUCGAGCUACACCAGACAGACGUUUUAUAGUUAAUAGGAAAUCAUAGUUGGGACGAUCCAACACACACAGAAAUGUCAAGGACAAGCAGAGGUGAGGUUCUGAAGGCCUGAAGUUCUGAGUCCGGGCGUAUCUGUUGAAAGUAUUCAGCAAAAGUUUCAACAUACCAGUUUCCACAAAAUACAUACCACUAUAGGAUCUAUACGUCGUGAAUAGUCAGUAAGCAAUAACCUGAUAACAACACAGCGACUGUAGUGGUGGGCUAUAGAGUUGUCGUUAUUACAGGGACGCUUCUCCAGGACAAUUGAUAACGCAGUGAAGCUACCACGUUGACAACUCCACAAUUAAUCAGCAAGACUGAUUAAGUAAACUACACAAAGAAUAUACUUUGGAAUGUAGAUGUGAGUCAACGAAUUUUAGAAUUGAAGAUUUCUGAUAAGACAGGCAAAUUAAAUCUAGGGUAUCAGAGGAUCUUAAUUAUUAAAUUGACCCAAUUAUCGCAACUACCACAUCAAAACAUCCGUAUUACGUUAAUACACUAAAAACUAUUCCUCGGAAUGGACCACACUUUGUCACUAUAAUACAACAAUCUGAUGAACGUGUUUUCAUAAGGGGAAAGGGGAGUCACCAAAUCAUGCUUGUCAAUUUCUUUCGUCCAUAUUCCGUCUUUUCUGCGUAACAAAUUAUUUUUUCUAGAUUUUAAGGGUUGUAUUGAAAGAAGGUAUUGAAAAAUGUUAGCAAAUAUAACGGAAAGUAUGGUAGGAAUGGCGUCAAAUUUCAACGUCCACGUGUCAUGUGAUGAUCCCGAAGAACAUGAUCACUUCUCACCGGUAUUCACCUUUUUUAUCAUUACGUGGCUUGCCGUCAUCUUUGUGGCGGAUCUAGUGGGUAACACUUUAGUGAUAAUUGUGAUCUUAAAAAACCCAAGCAUGCGAGAACGAGGCGAAACGACCAAUUUUUUCCUGCUCAACCUGGCCAUCGCUGACCUUUUGGUCACCAUUGUGAUUCCAUUCUCGAUUCACUCUGCCUACAAAGAGUGCUGGGACCUGUCCAUGUCCAUCUGUAAAUUCAACUCGUUCCUCGUAACACUUUCUCUACUUACGUCCAUACACACGCUGAUGUAUAUCAGUAUCCACAAGUUUGUCAGCGUUCGACGAGUAGCCGUCAUGAACAAUUUCAAUGACCCGGUGUCUCGUAGAACUUCAUUUAUCCUAAUUGGGUUGGCUUGGAUCUAUGCCCUCAUUUUCAGCAUCUUGACAGUUAUGUCAGAACCAAUAUUCAAAGAAAAAACUCUGCAGUGCGGACCAAGAUACCCUGUGAUCGGAAAUAAGACAUUCUUUCUUCACAUUGCGAACCAGAUCGGAAAUCUGUUCAUCCCUCUCGUUAUAUUAACUUUUUGUUAUAUCCGGAUAUUCAUGUACAUCAGACAUCAUACCCACGAACAGCGGCGAAUGUCAUCGUCUUCAGGUGAGGCGAGUAACACGCAGGGUGAGAGGGGUGUGACCUUGACCUUGGUAAUCGUCCUUGCCUGUUUCCUGCUGUCAUGGUUACCCUACAUUGUUUACACCAACUACGGGGCCAUUGUGAAGGAUAAAAAGAAUGACAUACCCUACUAUCUAAACCCGUUGGCGUACUGUUUUGGCUACAUGAACAGCGCCUGUAACCCGCUGAUCUACGCGUGGAGAAUCCCGAGAUUCAGACAAGGAUACAAGGACAUAUUCAAUAAAACCAAGUACUUUGUCACUAUUGUUGACGGAGGUCGAAGAGUUCGGCGCCCUGUCACCCCUAGUAUGGUCGAAAGCGAGGCUGGCCGACGAAUGUCCGCCGCUCGAACGUCUAUCAGUGAUGUUCGAAUUUCCUCGAGCGGUCGGCCAUCUUUGUCCGAGCUAGGAUUGGAUAACGUUCCUUCCAAAACAGGGGACGAAAGCGAAGAAACCACAUCAUUAUCAGUCAACGGUCAGAAAGCAUCUGAUUACAAAAGGUCAGCGCCACAAACAGAGAGACUCACUUCUAUUGAGGAAAAACAGGCAGAAGAUGUAUUUAACACCGAUCAGUUAUAGCCAAUUAACUUUAGUAUAGAAAUAUAUCUUACAUAGAAACCCUCUAUGCUAUUUGACGAUAGAUGUAUUUGUGAAACCAUAUUGCAAUAAAAUUGUUAAUUCA